Eurytemora carolleeae is the source of this 5242-nucleotide messenger RNA. RefSeq names its product histone-lysine N-methyltransferase EHMT1 (gene G9a). Gene Ontology annotation, molecular function: histone methyltransferase activity; p53 binding; zinc ion binding. The coding region runs from base 168 to 5183 and encodes 1671 amino acids. NCBI's taxonomy places the organism in Eukaryota, Metazoa, Arthropoda, Copepoda, Calanoida, Temoridae. The record is from RefSeq and is a predicted model, not a curated record. The transcript is spliced from 6 exons. Gene Ontology annotation, cellular component: nucleus.
CGCUUCAGGAGGUUUCCAAGAUUUAACCGGGGGAUUAAAGCUCCGGGUACCGGUGUUUGCGUAUCCACACAGCUGAUACACCAGACCCGGACCGUUCAUAAUUCUCCUCCCGGUCUGUCCAGUCCCCCCCACCCGGCCAGGAAUUAGUAGACUCCCGUCUGGAUAACAUGGCGGACCAUGGCCUGAUAAUACCGGAGGCUUCAUCAAUUAACUACGAUGACGACAUAUCCAGCGACAUUGAAGAAGACUCCAUGGAGGAACGGAACGGAGCGCUUAUAGAGACUCUGCCUGCUAUGGUGAGUAUCACCCGAGUGCCUAAAUCACGCCCUGAAAUGAAUCCAAGCGGAGGAAAACCUCUACAUGUUAAGGGGGGACCUCCCCCACCCCUUCUCCGUGUGGGUCAACCUGUCAGUAGUUUACCCCCCAUGCCCCGCCUGAAGCUGGGGGGAGUGCGUGGUACUGGACCUACGCGACCUGUAUAUCCAGGACAUCCUCUGAACGGUAUGAUGAACAUGAUGCCGACAAGUAUGAGUUUCUCUGAAGGCAUGAUGAUGAACAGGCAUCAAAUGGGACAGAACAUAAUGACUAAUGCUAGUAUGGGAAUGCCAAUUAUAACUGAAACCAUGUCUCUACAGGGAAUGCGUCCUGGAAUGCAAAAAUUAGAUAGACCUGGCAUGCAGCAAAAUAUGAGGCCUGGCAUGCCUAAUGGAAUGAGAAUGGGUAUGCGUCCAGGCAUGCAUCCUGCCUUGAUGCAGAGCAUCCAGCAGAAGAUGCAACAUAGCAUGAUGAUGCAGAAAGCCAGUAUGCAGCAAAAGCCCAAACCCACCAUCAAACAAAAAUCGUCUUUUCGGCCGGCAGGUCUUCCUAAUCGUCCGGUCCAGGUCCGGACCGUGUUUGUUCCUCCUCCAAUGAACAUAAAGAGCCAGAGUGGGAUUCAGAAUGGUGUCACAAGAGUUUUAAAUCCGUUCUCUGUCAACCCUGCAGGUUCAAAUGGAACAGGAGUAACCCUCACGCAGGUCUCGAAUGGAAAAUCAGGGCAUAGCAACGGUUCUGUUAGAGAUGAUGCUCUCUACGAAGACCUGGAUAUAGAUGAUGACGAUGAUGAUGAUGGAGUCAAUGAUGAUGAGGAUGAUGAGUACAAUGAGAUAACGGAGGCUCCCUCCAAUACAGGCUCUAUUGUACCAAUAAAAAACCUACUCCCAGAAGCUCCCAGAGUAUCAGGCUCCGUUACCUUGCAUCGACUGCUGGGAGGGAAGGUUAAAGAUGAACCUGCUCCGGUUCCCUUACCAGGGGUAGCUUCUAUUAAGCUUCCUGAUACAAGCAGACGGAAUUCUGUUGAUUCUGUUGGUUCCUCGAGUACAGCCGCCUCCUUAGAUUCCCUGGGUCAGCCUAAACCUGCCACCGCUAGAAAAUCUUUUAAACCUAAAUCUGAUUCAGAUCAAAUCAAACCAACUGCCAACAAUCUGAAGAGAAGUGUAGGAUCAUUAGAGUCCAACGAGUCUGAGGGAUCAGUAAAGAAGCUAAAAUCAGAUUCAAUAGAAGAUAUGAUCUCCUUCAACUUUGGACACCACUUUAUGUCUGAGCUGGCCCCAAGGGAUACUGAGACGGCCCCGGUUGCAAAGCCAAAACUUGAAGAGGAAUUUGAAGAGAAAUCUGUAGAAUCCUUGAUGUUGAAAACCCUCUGUACCUGUGAGGCUGAAUCUAUCCCUAUAGCUGGGAAGGACGGAUUAAAUUGUCAAGCCGUUGAGGUGGUGGGAGGAUACAGGGUGGGAUGUAAGAAUAAAAUUACAAGAUCAGAGAUUGUUAAAACCUCUCCUGAACUAGAUCCUAUCAGCCUAUGUGAUAUGCAUAGAGAUAGACUUCUAACUCAUAGCUGUUGCCCACUCUGUGGAGAGUUUUGCAGCCAUGGUUUAGUGUUUAUGUGCAGAGUCAGUGCCACAUCUCCUCCUCAUUUAUUCCACAGGUUCUGCUACCAGAAUAAACCGAAGGAGGAGCGAUGCUGUCCCCACUGCUCGUCGAAGAAACCUCCGCUAGCGGUUCAACUCAAAAUGACGAUGAGCAGAACACCUUUAAGAAUUCUCAAUCAUACCUCCAAGAUGAGCGUUAUUAAACCAAUGAAAGAUUUUGAAAAAUGGGAAACUAAUAAAAAAAGAGAGAGUACAAUAUCCUACACUCUUCCCUCUGGUAAAACAAUAACAGCGGACGGAUUACCUCCUGGCUUGGAAACUGAAAAGCUGGAGGCUUGUCUUGAAGAACUGAAGAAUAAAUCCCUGGUAAAACAUACAACCAGGAAUAUGUACCAACCAACAGCAGGUGGAGAGAACGUUAAACUCCUUCAACUCCUCUCUCUGGAUUACAGUCCUAAACAGAAGUUUAGCGAGGCCAACGGAGGAACACCCCUUCAUGUUGCAGCCUCGAACAAUCACGUGCUGACCGCACAUAUUCUUGUACAGGCAGGGGCCGAGGUCAACGCGCUUGAUGACUCGAAUGAAACGCCGUUGAUGAUUGCCUGCAGUAUAGGAAACGCCGAUGUGACGAGAUAUUUACUAGCGGCGGGGGCGAGAGUAGAUUUGGCGGGGGACGAUGGAAUGACAGCUCUUCACUUUGCCACGCAGAAUGGACAUUUAGAAUGUGCUCAUGUUAUCUUGAGUCAGAAUAAGCUGCCCAGGAACUUCAUAAACGUAAAGGAUGAUGGGGGCUGGACCCCCCUCGUCUGGGCCUGCGAGCACAAGCACGAGGCGGUGAUCAGGUACCUCGUGGAGCAGGGAGCGGACCCCUUCGUCAAGGAUGUCGAGAUGAACAUCUCCCUGCACUGGGCCUCCUUCUCCGGGUCCAGGGGGAUCACGGACCUUCUCCUAGCCGCAGGGUGCAAUGUUAAUCAGGCAAACGCCAUAGGCGAGACCCCUCUACAUAUAGCACUUCGACAGGAUCAUUAUGAGUGCGCGCUGCUUCUGAUUGCACGUGGAGCUCGUCUUGAUAUUCCAAACAGUCAAGGACAGCUGCCGUCUAGUUGUAUGUCCGGCGAAAACCCGAAGGUUGAGGCGUUGAUCCAGCUGGGGACCACACUGCACAAGCUGAUGAAGGAGCGGCAGCAGAAGUUCCUGACGGAGAAGACGGUGGUACAGGAUAUAUCCAACGGGAAGGAAGCUAUCCCUGUGUGCGCGGUGAACGGCGAGGAUCUGGAAAUGGGUCCUUCAGGAUACACGUACGUGAAGAAUCCUGUUGUAACUGGGAACAUUCCCUUGAACCGUGAUAUCUCAAGUCUCCAGCACUGCAAGUGCAAGAACAACUGUGUAUCAGAGGACACCUGCCGCUGCUCCGAUAUCUCCACAAAGUCCUGGUACGAUCAGAACGGGUAUCUCAAGGACGGAUUCGAUUACAACGAGCCUCCGAUGAUAUUCGAGUGCAACGAGAUGUGUGAGUGCAAUCAGAACUCUUGUAACAACAGGGUGGUUCAACACGGGAUCACGGCACGUAUCCAGAUCUAUAAAACCUACGGUAUGGGUUGGGGUGCCAAGGCUAUGGUUGAUAUUCCCAAGGGUGGAUUUGUGUGCGAGUAUGUUGGAGAAAUCAUUUCUGAUGCUGAAGCUGAGCAAAGAGAAAACGACUCUUAUCUCUUUGAUCUUGAGAAUAGAGAGGGAGAAACAUUCUGUCUGGAUGCAAACAAGUUUGGUAACGUGGCAAGGUUUAUUAAUCACUCCUGCUCACCCAACCUUGUCCCUGUCAAGGUAUUCACCAACCAUCAGGACCUUCGCUUCCCCCACAUAGCACUCUUCGCCAGUAAACCAAUCAAGAGGGGAGAUGUGCUUGGAUUCGAUUACGGUGAGAAAUUCUGGGUAAUAAAGCAUAAAUUCUUCACGUGCUGGUGUGGUGGGGAAAAGUGUAAGUACAGCAAGAGCUCUAUUGGGAAGACGCUGGAGUCCUAUUACAAGAAGAUGGAGACCUGUAAGAGCCCUGAUGAGGAACAGAAGCAGACUGGAAAGCUAAAGCUAAAGCUAAGGAUGGAAGAAGGUAAGGUUGUAAAGGUUGACGACUCUGGUCUACUACCGGACGAACCUGGGGUCAAGGAAGACCGAAGAUCCCCGAAACUAGAAGGAAAAAAAUCUCCGAAAAGAGAAGACAAGGAGAAGGGUAGAAAAUCCCCCAAAUUCGAAGAAGGCAAGCCGGGUAAGCAAGACAGAGAAGGGAAAAAGUCUCCUAAGCAUGAAGUACGGAAGUCUCCUAAAGAAGAUGAGAAGGUAUAUGAAGACAAGAAAAUUACACAAAUUGAAGCUGAGAUCAGUAAAGAGGAUAGAAAAUCUCCUGUUAUCACAAUAAAAAAAUCUUCAUUUAUAGAAUAUAAACCAAAAGAUGAAACUAAACAAGUUAUCGCUGCGGAGAAAAGCUCUAAAUCUAAGUCCUUGACGGAGAAACCUUCCAAAACCGAUGUUUUAAAAACAGUACAAGAGAAAUCCACCAAAACGGAUGAUAAGCCUAUAACAGACAAACCCAUCAAAACCGAUGCUAAACCUGCAAAUGAGAACACUACCAAAACUGAUGCUAAACCUGUCAUUGAGAACCCUACCAAAAUCGAUGCCACUACAAAAGGUAAAGAUCCAGUACCUGGACCAGAAGUAAAGAAACUAAAUGCCAGGAGAGUUUCAACUCACAGCAUUGAAAGCAAAAUUUACAAAGAUUUAUCAAAUUCUAAAUCUGACGCCAAACCUGCCUCAACCUCCAAACCAACCCCCUCUAUAGAAGAAACCAACCCGUCUACUUCUAAACCUGAUACAGAUGAAAUCCAAUCUAAACCUGAACCUGAUACAGUAUCCAUGCAAUCCGUAGAUGAUGAUUCUGCUGCUGGAACACCAGAACCUGUUCUUGAAUCUGUACCCGAAGCUGAACCCGUCCUAACCUCUUCUCUCACCGCACCAAAUUCUCCUUCGGACUCUACUCCAGUAGUUAAAAGAGGCCGAGGACGACCUCCGAAAGGGACUCCUAAAUCGGGAACCUCGAAACCAGGGACUCCGAAACCUGGAACUCCUAAACCUGAAACUUCUAGACCUGAAGUUUCCUAUCCUGGUUCUCCUAAACCCGGAACCCCAACCUUGGAGACUGGUUUAGAGUCUUUGAAAUCAGAUUCCCGACCCCCAACUCCCGGAGAAACUGGGAGACCAAAGAGAACAAGAAAAAGCGUUGUUUAAAUAUGAAAUAAUAUAUCAAGAUGAUUGACAGCUGAGAGCUAAUCAAUGUAUAUUUAAAA